This is a messenger RNA of Mytilus californianus (California mussel), 3668 nucleotides long. Its product is annotated as phospholipid scramblase 3-like. Lineage: Eukaryota; Metazoa; Mollusca; Bivalvia; Mytilida; Mytilidae. Gene Ontology annotation, molecular function: phospholipid scramblase activity. Gene Ontology annotation, biological process: plasma membrane phospholipid scrambling. The record is from RefSeq and is a predicted model, not a curated record. The transcript is spliced from 7 exons. The coding region runs from base 93 to 821 and encodes 242 amino acids. Gene Ontology annotation, cellular component: plasma membrane.
UUAAAAAUUAAUUUCCCGUGAACAUGUAAACAACAGAAAACCACAUUGGUUACGAUACAUGAAUAAUUUGUAGUCAAUGAUACAAAAAGAAUAUGACUGCUGUAACCACACAGCCAAGGGAUGAAAAACAACUUCCUCCAAUUACAGAACUACCUCCUGGACUAAAGGAGCUACAGAAUAUUACAGAGAUCAAAAUACAUCAGCAUCUUGAUUCAACAGAAGUAUUCUGUUGUUGGCAGAGACCAGCCAGAUACAGUCUUUAUGAUGGAACAAAGGAAGAAGACCAUUUUUUAUAUGCACAAGAAGUUUCAGAAUGCUAUGCAAGACAGUGUCUUGGUGCAAAUAGAGGCUUUGUAAUGAAACUAAGUAAUGCAGAUCAACAGGAAGUACUUCGACUUCAGCGCCCUCUACGAUGUCCAUGUGGUAUUUGUUGGUGGUGGUGUUGUUGUAUACAGGAAUUAAAUAUAGAAAGUCCUCCAGGGACACAUAUAGCAACAAUAAGUGAAGAUCGAAGUUUUUGUUGCUGUCCAGGGUAUUAUAUAACUAGUGAUGAUGACAGAAUCUUAUUCAGGAUUAGUUUCAGCUGUUUUUUAUGCAAACUGUGUGCUAGUGUAUCCAUACAGAUAACAGAGAGAGGUGAACCAGUAGCAGAGAUUACAAAGAACUGUUCAGGAAACUGUAAAGAUUUCUGUGGUACUGAAAAUGAAUACACAAUUAAAUUUCUCAAAGAUCUGCACGUACAGGAUAAGAUUAUAAUUUUAGGCAGUAGUUUCCUGAUAGACUAUAAUUUCUUUGAGAGACAACAAAGAACUUGUUGCUGAUCAUAUAAAGUUACUCAGCAUUUAUAGAAAAGAGCCAAGAUCUGACAUUAAAGAUUCAUUUGGUUGUCAAACAGCUGGUUCAUUAUAUGCAAUAAUUUAUUUUUAAAACAGAAACAUUUUGUAAACUUAAUAAUUUUUGUAAAAUUCUUUUAACAUAUGAUGAUGUUACAUUGUUCUGACAUCUGACCGAUUCAAUGUGCUGACUUUUCCAUAUAAGAUUAGUCACUGUGAAAUAUUAAACAGUCACUCUUUUGUAGAAAAGUAAGACUGGUUGGAUCUGAGUCUCUUGAUUAAAAUGUUUGAAUGUAGAAAAAUCCACCUGAAACAUUUCAUCUGGACAGAUUGUUUCUAUAAAGAAUAUCAAGUAGAAAUAGCCUACAUUCAAAUAUAGAUUUUAGAGGAUUAAUAAUUGUUAAUGAAUACAACUUUGAGGGCAGUUAUUAAAGGUCUAUACAACUUUAUCUGGAUCAACAUUUUACACAUUGGUAAUUACAAUUCCUAGAUAAGACAACAAUAAGUGGUGAUUAUAAAUAAUGUUUAAUGUCCAAAUAAAAAACAACAUUCAUGACUGCAAAUGCACUCUAUGACAACCUUAUAAACAAUGCUUAGUGAUAUCUAUAUAUAAAAUAAAAUGAACAAAGUGCUUUAUUUAACAGAAAAUUCCUUGGUUUAAGCAAAAAAAUGGAAUAAUACUAAUUCAAUUUGAUUAUUUUUUUCCCGUGUAGUUUAUAAAUUAUAGAUUGACCAUGUACACAUUUUCAGCUUCAUACCAAAUAUGCUUCAGUCAAUUAAUAUAUAUUAACCCAAUAAAACUACAUAAAAGAAGCAUUUAAUUCAUAACUAACUUUGUGUUACUGCUCAGAUUUAUAACAUUUCCAAAUUAUAAAGGUGAAAACAUUUGGUUAAAUUCAGUAAUUAAAAGAGAGGUGAAAGAUACCAAAGGGACAUUCAAACUCACAAGUCAAAAACAAAUGACAAUGUCAUUGCUAAAAAAGAAAAAGAAAAACAGACAAACAACAGUACACAAAACACAACAUAGAAAACUAAAGACUGAGGAACACGAACCCUACCCAAUACUGGGGGUGAUCUCAUGUGCUUCUGAAGGGUAAGCAGAUCCUGCUCCACAUGUGGCACCCGUCGUGUUGCUCAUGUAAGCACAAACCUGGUGAUAAGUCUAAUUCAGUAGGUCACAUUCGGAGGGAAAUGUGGCCAGGAUUGUAGUUACGACAAUUGGAACAUAUCUGUUGUCAUCGGUGAAACAGAUAUUCAAUAACUGUCAACCAACUCAUGAUGGCGGCCGUAAAAUUUAUGAAGGGAUGAUUUCAACUUCACCACUUGGAACUCAUGGUUUAAAAUCUUCUUUGUGAGUAGCAACCCUCUAUCAAGGAAAUCUUGAUAGGAAAUACAAGCCCUGGAAUAACGAAUCAACUGAGAGAUAUAUACUCCAUAUGCAGGCGCUGCUGGAAUGUUGCUACAUAGAAAUGGAAAGUUCACAAUUGGGAAACUGAAAUCAUCUCUUUUGUCGUUAAGUUUUGUUUUCAACCGACCUCUGUAAUUAAGAUCAUUAAGGCGUUCAAUUAUAUUGUGCAAUCAUCACAAAUGUUUAUAAAGGAUCUCCAUAUGGAAAUCUGUUCUAUAAACUUUUAUUUUUGUCAACUGUUAUUGUCCAAUUUUAAAAGAUGCAUUUAAAUGUUGUCUUUCAUCGAGCUAUCAAUAAACAUAUGUACAUGGUUUCAUUGAGUUGUUCAAAUACUGUAUGUCUGUAUCAAUCAGUAACUGAUUUGGAACGUAAAUUUUUAAAACAUUGCUAUUCAAAGUUAAUUUGUAGAUUUUCAUCCCCUCCUGUCCAAAAUAUUCAAUCAAUGUGCCAAUUUUGUCUAAAAAAUAUUUAAGUUCUUUGUAGAUAGAAUUCUCCUGUUAUCUGAAUUCUCCAUACCUCACAACUAAGAAAUCAACAGUAAACUUUUUGUUUUUAGUAGAUAUUCAGAGAAUUGUUCUUGAAUAAAAAAGAAUUGAGUCUCCUUUUAUUUGAAUUAAUCCUGAGGAGCUUUAAGUAGUUCCUGGAAAAAUUAAAAUAGAGCCCCUUCACCCAUCCCAUUUUCCUAUUAACUGGUGAAUGCAGGUUUGUGUGGCUUUAAAGUUAAAUAAGAUUGUUUCUAUAAAUUGCUAUCUGUAUAGUUAAUAAAAAUAGUUGUCAACAGCACCUGUACCUGUACUAUAGCCCAUGGUCAAGGCACCAAGUUAGAACAAAACAGCUAUUGGUGGAGCACAACAACCUUAUUGAUAUUAAAAAUUAAUGUUUAUGGUAGAUCUUUGAUACUUGUAAAAAUUUAGUCACAACUUUUUAUUUUUUAAAGUUUAGAGCUUCACAUAUUGUAUAUUCCUGUCAAUUGUUGAUGACUAUGUUGCCCUUUAAAUGUAUUUGGUUAUUUGUAUUGCUCAGUUGCUGUCUCAUUGACUAUAUCCCACAUCUAUUAUUCAUUUAUGAAGUAAUUUUUUUAUGAAUAAUAUGUUCUAGUGAUAUUUUGUAAGAAAGCAUUGUUCAUUAUGGCUCAUCUGUUAAAUUUCUUUAUCAGGGGAUACUUAAAUGUAACUCCCUGUAAACAAGAGGUUUAUAGAAUAACCUAAAUGUGCUAUCUAGUUUAUAUUCAAGAUGUAAUGAUGUAAUGAAUAACUUUUUGCUAUAUUUUUUUUUGCUUGGUUUAGCAAUAUCAUAUUAACAGAUUUUAUACUAAUCCUUAUAUUCUGUGAUAUACAUUUUUUAUAUGGCAUUAAAGUUUUACUUCUUUUUAUUAUAUAUAUUAAUUUUGUUAUUGUAUUUUACAGUAAAAGAUCUGUACAAUUAAA